Messenger RNA from Argiope bruennichi, 816 nucleotides. RefSeq lists its product as uncharacterized. NCBI's taxonomy places the organism in Eukaryota, Metazoa, Arthropoda, Arachnida, Araneae, Araneidae. Gene Ontology annotation, molecular function: chitin binding. Gene Ontology annotation, cellular component: extracellular region. Bases 86 to 595 code for a protein of 169 amino acids. The record is from RefSeq and is a predicted model, not a curated record. The transcript has 4 exons.
GGGUUAUUAUAGGAUCCAGCAUCAGCAUCUUUUUAUUCAUCUUUUCGCUCCCAACUGUUGGUUCAGUAACCUUUUCUUUUCGAAGAUGAAGUUGUCCAUCGCACUAAUUUUUUUGUCUGGUUUGUCCCUUACACUCGCUGCAUCUAGGUCCAAGCGUGCAGCCUACGAGCUUCCAGAUGGUGCAGAACUCAUUGUUGGAGCAGUGAGAACUUCCUUCGUCUGCAGCAAUGACGGCUAUUACGCUGAUGUUGACAAUAACUGCCAAAUCUUCCAUGUAUGCCACACAGUUGUCAACAUGGACGGAUCAUCCGAGAUGCUACAAUGGUCCUUCUUCUGCGGCAACCAGACCGUCUUCAAUCAGUUCUCAUUCACUUGCUCUUAUCCAGAGGAUGCUGUCCCAUGCGGUAGUGCCAGAGAUUUCUACUAUCUUAAUGCCAACCUGGGUGCUGGGCCCAACGUACCUUUCCAUAACGAACAGGACGUUGCCAGGGCAGUUGCAGUGACACCAGGACGUGCAGCUCAACCGAUCUACGUGCCACCAGCAAUCUCUCAGCCUCGUCCUCCUGCAAGAGGAAGUGGUGGAUUCAGAGGUUAAAAUACGACAUCCGAUUUAUUUCACUCACUUGUGUCUUUGGUACGCACAGCUUAGGAACUAUGUAUAUUUUGUAAUUUCUUGUGUUUUUAAUGUCUUGUCAGGACUAGGUCAUCUAAAAAUCUGCUACAAUUAUGAAGUGAUGUACUUGUAUGUAUGAUUGCUUUUAGUUGGCAUUAGUUCUGUUGUUGUAAAUGUGCAUGAAUAAAAUUGCAAUAAAGGGU